Drosophila innubila is the source of this 558-nucleotide messenger RNA. RefSeq lists its product as uncharacterized. Lineage: Eukaryota; Metazoa; Arthropoda; Insecta; Diptera; Drosophilidae. The transcript has 3 exons. The record is from RefSeq and is a predicted model, not a curated record. The coding region runs from base 1 to 558 and encodes 185 amino acids.
AUGAUUCGCAAAACAUUGUUGCAUUUGUUCCCAGUGCUUUUGUUGCUCUGCUUUGGGUGUGAUGGAAAACGCAGUUGGGAUUACGAACCCAUCUCGGUGGACUCAACGUCGUCGGAUUCAAAUAAGCUUGAUAUCGAUAUACGGGUUAAGAGGAUGCCACGAGGUGAAUUUGCUUAUGAUGGAUAUAUCAAAUAUAAUUAUGACAUAACCGAAGAUACAAUGAUUGAGGCCGAGGCUUUUCGCAGCAAUUCAGGCAGAGAUGAGGAUUACACUCCGAUGCCUUGGACCAUUCCAAAGCAACCAUUUAGCAAGUUUAUCGAUGACUUUUACAAAGACAUGAUAUAUGAGAACUUUCACAGCUGCUCGAAUAUGCCAGCGCCGGAUGACGGGAUUCCGUAUAAAAUAGGAAACUGGACAUUUAAUGAGUGUGUUGUCGAAGGAAAAGGAAUGCCUGAAAUGGCACCACAAGGUUACUUAAAAGUCAUUUUUAAGAUUACCGGAGAGGUCGAAUGGGGCUUUGUGUCUGUUUCUAGGAUAUUCGAUAAAUAUAUGCCCUAA